UCUCCAUGGCAAUUGCUAUUCGCUGCAGCGGAGCGUCAUCGGGUCUUUACCACAGAUGAUCUCUUUGAAACAAUCGUCCUGCUAGCAACUGUUUUCCUUCAGUUUUAUAUUAAUGUUUUGUUUUGCACAGUUACUUUGCUGAAUACUUGCCAGUGCGUGAAUAGGAAACAAAGACACGGAAUGGAUCAGUACAGUAUUCUGGGAAGGAUUGGGGAAGGAGCUCACGGGAUUGUUUUCAAAGCCAAACACAUCGAGACAGGAGAGACGGUGGCUUUGAAAAAAGUUGCUCUGCGAAGACUUGAAGAUGGUAUUCCGAACCAGGCCCUGCGAGAAAUCAAAGCCCUGCAAGAGAUUGAGGACAACCAAUACGUGGUGAAGCUGAAGGAUGUCUUCCCGCACGGCACAGGCUUUGUGCUGGUGUUUGAGUACAUGUUUUCAGAUCUGUCAGAAGUCAUUCGGAAUUCCCAGCGUCCUCUCACCGCAUCCCAGGUCAAAGGCUACAUGAUGAUGCUGCUGAAAGGAGUGGCUUUCUGCCACGAGAACUCCAUCAUGCACCGGGAUCUAAAGCCUGCAAACCUUCUAAUCAGCUCAACGGGUCACCUGAAGAUCGCUGACUUCGGUCUGGCCAGGCUCUUUUCCAAUGAAGGAGAUCGUCUGUACAGUCACCAGGUGGCCACCAGAUGGUACAGAUCACCCGAACUUUUGUAUGGUGCCCGGAAAUAUGAUGAAGGAGUUGAUCUCUGGGCAGUGGGCUGCAUUUUUGGGGAGCUGUUGAAUAACUCUCCACUUUUCCCUGGAGAGAAUGACAUUGAGCAGUUGUGCUGUGUUUUACGAGUGCUGGGAACUCCCAACCAGAAAGUUUGGCCAGAAAUAACAGAACUACCAGACUACAAUAAAAUCACGUUUAAAGAAAACCCCCCCAUUCCUUUGGAGGAGAUCGUGCCUGACACGUCACCACAAGCUGUGGACCUGCUGAAGAAGUUCCUCGUCUAUCCAUCCAAACAGAGGAUCAGUGCUAGACAGGCUUUGCUCCAUCCGUAUUUCUUCACGGACCCUCUCCCGGUACAAAAGGAGUUCCUGACAGACAUGGAGACCUCCGCUGAACAGGCUCGCUGGGUUUCCUCCUCCAUGGUAUCAUCAGAGGUGAUGCCCACUUACCCACCUGACUCCAGCUAUAUGGUCCACACUGAGGAGGGUUCAGUGUACCCCUACACCGAUGCAGAUCACAGCAGCCUGCCCUCUUUGUUCAGCAGCCCUGUCAAUGGUCGUCCAUCUGGAGCAUUUCAAACCAGCUCAGUAUAUCCCGUUUACUCCUCUCCAAUCCUGGGAAACCUGUCCUGGCUGGAAAGUUCGAGCAGCCCCUCUCUAACCAACCUCUUCCCAUCAUCCCCAUCCUCCUGGCACAGCAGUGCGUAUUCCGCAUCCUUCCACGGCUCCACGUCCCUUUCAUCUGCCAGACCGCCUCGUUCUGCCCUUCCCUCCCUUAUCCAGGACCAAAAGGACACCCUCAUUGUGCAGGAUAGCAUGAAAGGAGAGAGGCCGAGUCCUCCUGGAGGUGGGGAGUCGUUUGGCGGUGUGUUUUCCCCUUCAGUGAGCAGUGUGUAUGCGCAGACACACUCCUCGAAAACACACUCGCAGUCACUGAGCCACUACAGUCCUUACGGGAGCUUCACGCAGGACUACAGCAGUUCGCUUCUCUACACACCCUCGUCCUUCUCACCCAACUUAUGCAGCAAGAUGAAAUUCUCUCCUUUAGAGCCGCGUGAGUGUGUAAACUGUGGGGCCACUGCAACCCCUCUGUGGCGGCGUGAUGGAACGGGACACUACCUCUGCAAUGCCUGCGGUCUGUACCACAAGAUGAACGGACAGAACAGACCCCUCAUCCGACCCAAAAAGAGACUGGUCAUCAGUAAGCGAACAGGAACUCAAUGUGCGAACUGUCAGACCAGCACCACCACGCUGUGGAGACGCAACGCCGGCGGAGAGCCCGUGUGUAACGCUUGCGGACUCUAUUUCAAGCUUCACAAUGUGAACAGACCGCUUGCUAUGAAGAAGGAAGGCAUCCAGACGCGCAACCGUAAGGGGUCCAGCAAGAACAGGAAAGGGAAGAAGUUUAGCGCCACAGAGGAGAAUCUAUAUUUUUCAAAGAAUCCUUCAUCUGAUCAGAAUUUCGACUUGUAUUCUCAGAGUCCAGGAGCUCUGGGCGUCUACAGCCACUCUUCCCAUUCACUGCCGCCCACCGCUGCCUUCCACAGCCACGCCAGCCUGCCCUACCCAUACCACCCACCAGCUGCCAUCUUACCCAGCACGGUGUGACAGGAACCAUGGAAAGCUGGAAAAAGUUGUACAAAACACUCACAACUGCCCAGCCAUGUGUUGAGAUACUCAGUAAAAACAUACUUGAAAACUUAACAGAUAUGGAUGCAUGAAAAAACACGUUGCCCUAAAAAUAUUUGGAUGCUUAAGUCACACAUGAUAUCUGAAUGUCAAAACAUCAAAUCAUGUGCAUUUAUUUUAAAAGAAAGACAGAACAAACACACUUUUCAAGUUUGUUAGAUUUGAAAAGCUUGAAAGAUGAAAAAUAUUAUGACACUUUGUGCUUGUGAAGCAUUAGUGGAACAUGUCCAUAGUUAGAAAACUACAUGAAAGUUUUGACAAAGGUUUGGGGUCAGUAAGAUAUAUAUUUUUAAGAAAUUAAUACUUCUA
Molecule: messenger RNA, 2706 nt
Organism: Sinocyclocheilus anshuiensis
Lineage: Eukaryota; Metazoa; Chordata; Actinopteri; Cypriniformes; Cyprinidae
Product: trans-acting T-cell-specific transcription factor GATA-3-like
Exons: 13
Coding region: 181-2316 (711 amino acids)
Biological process (GO): protein phosphorylation; regulation of DNA-templated transcription
Cellular component (GO): nucleus
Molecular function (GO): ATP binding; zinc ion binding; sequence-specific DNA binding
Source: RefSeq, a predicted model, not a curated record